CCUCGAAGCCACAACGUCGUCCUCAUUUUCCAAUCUCUUGCUUCUUCCUACAAAUUUACUGAUUGACGUGUCCGACGGAUGCGCAUCAAACUGUGCGCAUUACGAAAGCAACAAUCUCGACACGCGAGGUUCGAGCUCCGGCGAAUCAACCAUUAAACAUUUAUACGAAACUCACUACUUCCGAAUCGUCGAACGGCAUCGCCGCAACCCUAGCCGAACCCCUCAUCGAACAUCAAUAAUCCCACCACAAUCUUGAACCAUGUCUCAGCCAACAAACUCCGGCAUCAUAACUGACAAAAACGGCGAGCGUGUCAUCCCCGAGUCUAAGAGAGCCGACGGGAGUACCAGAAAAGCUAUCAAAGUCCGCCCCGGCUACCGCCCGCCCGAGGAUGUCGAGGUGUACAAGAACCGCACCGCCGAGGGCUUUCGCCAGCGCGGCAAAGGCCCAGUGCCGGGCGCAGAGGGAUUGAAGGAGGACAAGUCGGACCAGCAGCUCAGUGCGGCGGCUAACAAAAAUGCCAAACGUCGGGAAGCGCGCAAAAAAGCCAAGGCUGCUGGCGAAAUAGAAGGCGAGGAUCAGAAGACAGCUGUUGCAGCGGCCCCUGCACUCAAGCCAGAAGAGCUCGACCCGGAAGCCGAGAAGGAGAAGAAGGCCCGGAAUGUAAAGAAGAAGCUUCGCCAGGCCAAGGAGCUGAAGGACAAGAAGGAUGGUGGAGAGUCGUUGUUACCUGAACAGAUCGCCAAGGUUAUCAAGAUCAACGAACUCAUCCGGGAAUUGGAUGCCCUUGGUUUCGACUCUGAAGGGGAGCCAAAGACCGCAAAGGCUUCGUCUGAACCAAAAGAGGACUCGACCUGAAGCAGGAAAGUGACGAUCGAGGAUAAAGAUCAUGAGCAUAGGUCCUGGCCGGCAAUUGCUAUGGCCAAGUUACAGAGACACUGCUCCGCCGGUCCAAUUGAUGCGCCACACUCGAUUCACGACGAUCCCUGAACAAUCCUUCAGCAUGAGCCUAAACUGGGAAGCCUUUCGACACUCUUUGACACUGCACGCCGACCUUUGAGCCUUCUGCCGCUCCGCGCGCCCGCGUUGAGGGCCUGGGGAGCAUGGGGUAGCUGUAUGAAUAUGCCAUGACGGGAAGUGCUGCUGCUCUGAACGUUGCGAUCGGGUAAAGGCGAAUGGUCCAAGGCGAAUGUCCAAGGCAAAUUGUUAAGAUGAAAGGGACGACGACGAUAAAGAGUGAUGGUUUCGAAUGCUGCUGGCUGUACAGGGUCUGUACAGUCAAUUUACAGUUCAAGACGAGAGGGAUGUCGGAUCCUGCCCUGCAGGGAAGGUGGGAUCAGAUAACAAGGAGGCAACGGCUUGGCGAAAGUCACGUUAAGCGUCCAACAGCAACUUGGAAAUAUGCGCCUGUACAUGUACUGUCAGCUCUGACAGCGCAUUUCGCCCAAUAACCGUCGAGAGAAAGGUUCCGGUAUAGUUCCGUUGUAGAGGUGUUUGGUCGGAAUCAUAAAUAGAAGCUAGCUUUCUGUCCCUCUUUUCCAAGGUCUCCUUCAAGGUUCGACGUCACGAUGCAUCAUCCUGGACGGCACUUCCUUAUUGAGAUGAAAAGACGAAAGGAAAUAAUGGUCAUUCUUUGAACUAGAGGUCUACGGGCAGCAUAGGUACGGUCACUAUUACGAGUGUGGCAUAGAAACAUCCGUGGCGCUAUAUGCGUGAGCCCCGGUGGGAAAAGUUGGGCUUAUAUAGUGGGUUUGAAGGUCACAAAGGACUCGGAAGAAGUGAGGCGGAUCUGGAAAGAGCGGAAAUAAGAUUUAAGCAGGAAGCAAGACCUAAACCACCAGUAGAGAAAAAUCUUUGACUCCAAACAGCGUAAUGAUAUAGAACAUUGAAAAAGACGAACCUGGCUGUUCCACUUCAAGAGAA
Neurospora crassa OR74A is the source of this 1921-nucleotide messenger RNA. RefSeq names its product RNA binding protein Pym. Bases 260 to 856 code for a protein of 198 amino acids. Lineage: Eukaryota; Fungi; Ascomycota; Sordariomycetes; Sordariales; Sordariaceae. Gene Ontology annotation, biological process: exon-exon junction complex disassembly. The record is from RefSeq and is a predicted model, not a curated record. Gene Ontology annotation, molecular function: RNA binding. The transcript has a single exon. Gene Ontology annotation, cellular component: exon-exon junction complex; cytoplasm.